AUGGUGAAAAAGUAUUAUUGUGAUUAUUGUGAUCGUUCCUUGACUGACAAUGCUGAAAACAGAAAAAAGCAUCUUGAGGAUGAUGGAUAUUGUCCAUACGGAUUGAGCUGUAAAUACUCUCAUGUUCCAAAGGGAAUCGAUUUUACGCGCAUUGAUCCAUAUUAUUACUUGGCACUUAACCCACAUAUCUUACAAUCGAAUAAAUUUACCACACGAGAGCAAUGGAAGCAGCCAACUGUUCAAACUUACAAGUAUAAAUUGCCACCGGGGUUGACAAAAGAUCUGCCGCCUUCCUUAAGACCACCUCCGCCAAUUGGUUACGAUUUUUUUAAUGCUGCACAAUGGGGCUAG
This is a messenger RNA of Funneliformis geosporum, 351 nucleotides long. The record is from the annotation of a GenBank genome assembly. NCBI's taxonomy places the organism in Eukaryota, Fungi, Glomeromycota, Glomeromycetes, Glomerales, Glomeraceae.